This is a messenger RNA of Amaranthus tricolor (Joseph's coat), 1338 nucleotides long. RefSeq lists its product as uncharacterized. The record is from RefSeq and is a predicted model, not a curated record. Lineage: Eukaryota; Viridiplantae; Streptophyta; Magnoliopsida; Caryophyllales; Amaranthaceae. The coding region runs from base 334 to 1071 and encodes 245 amino acids. The transcript has 5 exons.
GAAAUUUUAAAAAAAGAGUUCACAAGAUUUGCUCUUUAAAUAACCGCAUUUAAAUAAUGGGUGUAGUGGCGAUUAUGACGCAAAUUGAUUACCUAAGAGUAAAGCUUUAGAAGUUGAUGUGGAAGAGCGACGAUUACAAAAAUCCAAUUGACGCUGACGAUUGAAGUGACGAUAAAGCGGAAAAUCGAAUGAGAAAGAAACAUUUAACUAGUGGUAAUUGAUAGAAUUGCAACUUAGAUCACUCAUCUUAUCAUAUUUUCGGGUUUUUAGGGCACAAUUCUUUGCAGAUUGAUUCCUAGCGAGGCAGAAAAUUUCUUGUUAUGGUAUAUAAUAAUGCUUUGUUCUUCAUUAAGGAGCCGAUUACGGUCUUGGCUUCGUGAUUACGAUAAUAUUCAAUCGGUUGCCGUCAUUCUUCUUUACAUCCAGAUUGGAUGCUCUUUGGUUGGAUCUCUUGGAGCAUUGUAUACUGGUGUGCCUCUUAUUAAUCUGGCUAUAGCCUUAUUUGCUCUUGUGGCUAUUGAAAGCGGUAGUCAAAGCCUUGGCCGAACCUAUGCUUUCUUGCUCUUCUUUGCUAUUCUUAUCGACAUUAUCUGGUUUCUGUUUUUCUCAUAUGACAUAUGGCACAUGUCAUCAGAAGACAAUGGGACAUUUUUUUUGUUUUCCUUAAAACUUACUCUGUUAAUGCAAAUUCUUGGGAUUUCCGUUAGAAUACUGUCCUCAUUUUUGUGGAUUCAGAUGUAUAGACUAGGGAUUUCACAUGUAGAAAGUUCAGUUUCUCGAGAAGCAGAUUUUGAUUUAAGAAACAGUUUUCUGAGUCCUGUCACCCCUGCAGUAGCUAGACAAUCCUCAGAUUCAGAAGAUCAAUUAGGUGGUUCUAUAUAUGAUCCAGCAUAUUAUUCCUCCCUAUUUGAAGUUACCCCUGAUGAUAAAUACUCAAAAAAGGGGAAAAACAAUGCAGAUGGUGAUCCAUCAUCUCAGGAAGAAAGCUGUGUAUUGAAGCUGUCUGUGGGGACUGAUCUUCAGGCUAUAAUGGACAAGAAUGAACGCGCACAUAUAGAGAAGCAAACAUAGAUCCCACAUAUCUGGAUUCAGGAAGAUUUUAUACCGAGCUUUAUAGGAGUGGCAUCCAUGUAAUUAGCCGGAAAAAAAGAGAUGUCAAAAGAAACAGAGGGUAAUAUGUGGAAGGAGGGUAAUAUUGCAUUUAUUUUUUCUACUCCUACUAAAAUUUUGUGGAAGGAGAGAUUUGUUGUUGAAUCUACUUGUUGUGAAUUAAUAUGAAACAAAAUGGAUUUACUGAUAGUCUGAAUGAAUGUAAAAUUCCAUCCUAGCUGAAUAAUA